AUGGUUGCUACUAUCCGAUCGGUCGUACGGGCUGUGAAGGACCGAGGAUACGGGAGGAAGGCUGCAGACUACCAUGACAAGCAGGAGGGCUCAAAGGAUUUCCCCGGACGACGGAAAUAUCCCGGCUCUCCACGCACCGCGUAUCAAACGCCCGGCAUCGACGAGGUGUGCGAAAGAGAUGCAUGCUCCCUAUCACCCGCCCGUUCCCCUACCCUCUUCGACCCCGCUGAGUUCCCACCCAGCCCCACGCCCACCCUCUUCACCCCCUCCGCCCCCUCCCCUGCGCUGUCCCUAGCGUCCUUCGCCUGCACCGCCCGCCUCGGCAAGGGCGCCUCCGGCGUCGUCUUCUCCGCGCGGCACCGCGCCUCGGGGCGGCUCGUCGCCGUCAAGCUAGUGAAGAAACACAUGGAGCGCAACGUGUGGGUGCGCGGGGAGCAGGAGGCGCUGAGACGCGUCGUGGGCGUGCGCGGGGCGGUGCAGAUGAUGGCGAGCUUUGAGGAGCGGGAGGGGUUUUGUUUGGUUAUGGAGUAUUGUCCUGGCGGGUCGCUCGCGCGAGAGCUGAGGAGGGUGAAGCGGCUCUCUCCUUCACGCGCUCAAUUUAUUACGGCUUCUUUAAUUUCAACCCUUUCCGAGCUCCAUGCACUGCGCCUCAUCCACCGCGACAUCAAGCCCGGCAACGUCCUCUUCUCCGCAGACGGCGCCGUCGUCCUCGCGGACUUCGGGCUGUCAGUCGCGUUCGACGAGUACGACGAGGAGGAGAAGGUCAGCGGGGACGCGGGGACGUGGGCGUUCAUGGCGCCGGAGAUGUUCGUCGGCGAGUCGUAUGGUUAUGAAGUGGAUUUUUGGGCGGUCGGGGUUCUUCUAUAUUUGAUGCUUUUUGGCAAGGUUCCAUUUGGACGUCGGGCUCGCUAUGUUGAAGACUUGGUCAAUUGCAUAAUGCAGGACCCCCUCUAUUUUGGUCACACUCGUGUAGAUGCCAAAACGCAAGACUUCCUGCAGAAAAUUCUCAAUAGAGAUUCAGAACGACGAUUAACUCGCGUCGAAGAUAUCAAAGCGCAUCCUUAUUUUGACAACAUCGACUGGAACAUGUUCCAUGGUCCUACUUCUCGCUCACCGGCCAUUCAUGCUGAUUCCCGCGCGCAGCUGGACUCGGAGUACGUGGCAUUCGAUGACGUACCCUCACUGCCGUUCGCUGUGGACGGAACUCCUUGGGACGGGCCCGAGUAUCCAGAUUUCCAUUACGUCUCCCCGGAACUGGUGCCUCUGGCGAAGUACGAGGCUGACUCUUCGAAGGCUAUCACCAUCCCACAUCACCAUUUUCCCACAAAAUCCGAAUCCAUUGCCCGGCAUGGACGUGCAGAUGGAGAUAGGCGGAGACGUAGGAAGUGGUACAAACCUUUCCCUAUGUAA
This is a messenger RNA of Gloeophyllum trabeum ATCC 11539, 1410 nucleotides long. RefSeq names its product kinase-like protein. Gene Ontology annotation, biological process: protein phosphorylation. Lineage: Eukaryota; Fungi; Basidiomycota; Agaricomycetes; Gloeophyllales; Gloeophyllaceae. The coding region runs from base 1 to 1410 and encodes 469 amino acids. The record is from RefSeq and is a predicted model, not a curated record. Gene Ontology annotation, molecular function: ATP binding; protein serine/threonine kinase activity. The transcript is spliced from 8 exons.